AUGUUAUGCAUAAGUAGCGGUUGCUUCAUGGUGGACAUGUUUCCACAGACUGAUUCCUUUCACUUUUUCUCUGAAGAUGAAACAAGGAGUAGUUCCCAAUUAACUACAUCAACUGAAGCAGUGAGGGGCUCUGUUGUGUUUCACGAUUAUUUCGUUCUUUUUCUGGUUGGGAUAUUAUGUAUUUUCGUUUUUCUCGUACUAUUGGCCAUAUGUUUCGGUAUGAAAACAGAAAGAACAAAAAGAAAAGAGAAAAUACGCAUCAUGAAGAGAAUCGCUGCAGAACAAAAUGUCAAAAAGCGGAAAAAGUACAAACAUGACGAAAAGACGUCUAACAGUGGAGAACAGAGAGAGAGAAAACUAGUACAAUCAUUAUCGCGUGAAACCGAUGGUCGACAAGUGCUGUCGUUAUCUCAUGAAACAGAUGGUCGUCGGAAAUCCAAAGAAGACACGCGACCUAAGAGCAGUACUGAAUAUGCGCCCGAUGGAUCUCCUCAAACAACGUGCAAAACCACAGAAGGUCGAGGUUCUGGGGAACCUGUCCGUGCACGAUCCGUUGCAAAAACAUAUAGGUUGGAGGACUACAGUGAAUCAAUGAAGUCUUUUUUUGCGCCCUAUGAGGGGAGAGCGGCGCGUAGCAUCGCGCGCACUCUUCCCAUACAGUUGACGGCAUCUUCCUUGGAAAAACUUGACAGCGAAAUAUUUGAGAAAGGAAAGUUCACAGAAGGCACCAAGAAUGCCCCACAAGUCACCCAGAAGGGAUCACAAGGGCCAAUUACACUUAAGACUACGCAAGAUGAAUAG
Molecule: messenger RNA, 801 nt
Organism: Necator americanus (New World hookworm)
Lineage: Eukaryota; Metazoa; Nematoda; Chromadorea; Rhabditida; Ancylostomatidae
Exons: 7
Coding region: 1-801 (266 amino acids)
Source: RefSeq, a predicted model, not a curated record